This is a messenger RNA of Colletotrichum spaethianum, 645 nucleotides long. RefSeq names its product versicolorin reductase. The coding region runs from base 1 to 645 and encodes 214 amino acids. The transcript is spliced from 4 exons. The record is from RefSeq and is a predicted model, not a curated record. Lineage: Eukaryota; Fungi; Ascomycota; Sordariomycetes; Glomerellales; Glomerellaceae.
AUGAGUUCAGUACCUGUUGCCCUCAUUACAGCCGGGAGUGCUGGCCUGGGCGCCGCAGCUGCCCGUCUAUUCGUCAAAAACGGAUUCAAGGUGGUCAUCAACUAUAAUAACAAUGUGGAAAGGGCGGAAAAGUUGGCCGAAGAACUCAAGAGGUCGUCAGGCUCAGAUGUGCUUGCCAUCAAAGCGGAUUUGGGCAACCGCGAUGAUAUAUCAAAACUUGUUGAAGAAACUAUACAGAAGAUGGGUCAAUUAAACGUUGUCUUUUCGAAUGGCGGAUGGACACACUUUCGGGACAUCAUGAACUUGGACGACAACGUUGUAGAGGAUGACUGGGACAGGUGCUUCAACAUAAACGUCAAGUCACAUGUUUGGCUCAUGCAUGCCGCCAAGAAGCAUCUGGACGAGACAGAGGGUGCAUUUAUCACCACGGCAUCCGUAGCUGGAGCAUACUCUGUAACCAAAGCUGCUCAGAUUCACUUAGCCAAGGUCCUCGCGGUCAUCGCGGCUCCAAAGAUUCGAGUCAAUAGCAUAUCGCCAGGUUUACUUCUCACAGAUUGGGGUGCGAAGUUCUCAGAUGAUGCUAAGGCUGCGCAUAUUGAAAAGACCAAGAUUAAGAGAGCCGCCACAGUCGAGGUACGUGAAUGA